Naumovozyma castellii is the source of this 531-nucleotide messenger RNA. RefSeq lists its product as uncharacterized. NCBI's taxonomy places the organism in Eukaryota, Fungi, Ascomycota, Saccharomycetes, Saccharomycetales, Saccharomycetaceae. The record is from RefSeq and is a predicted model, not a curated record. Bases 1 to 531 code for a protein of 176 amino acids. The transcript has a single exon.
AUGGGCUGGCAUGCUCAAACCAACACCUUGUAUGCUGGUAGUGUAAAUCUUUACGGGGGACAAGUGUACCUUUGGCAAGGUGACAUACCUUCCACAUCCAUGUCAAACAAAAGCUGUAACCGCCGAUCGUGUAUGUUUCCCAAAAGGGCAAAUGCCUGCAUACGUAAGCUGAAACGGGAAAUGAUUCUCAGACAAUCACAGCGCGUAAACAAAGGCACGCUAGUGAAUAGCCAAUAUAGUCGCAAAAGACUAGUCAAUCUCUUCUUGUUCUCGAAGGAUCAGGUCAGGGUUUCUUGUGGCACAUUCUCUAAAAAGAAACCUCUUCUUCAGCGUGCCAGCACCCCCCCUCAACUUUUUUUUCACAAUUGCGUACAUACGUGUAGUAUUUCUCUAAGAAGAAGAACAUACUCAGUACAAUUUGGACAGCUCGUUACCGAUACUACCAAAACUAUGUUCUCUUUGGGUUUAUCGCACCCUGGAUUCUCGCUUUUACAGAUUAUACUGUAUCCUUUUCUUUCGGCGGUUAGCUAA